AGAAGCUCCCAUAAUAGACGCCAUGGUGAAGUACUCAAGGGAGCCGGACAAUCCUACCAAGUCCUGCAAGGCUAGAGGCUCCGACCUCAGAGUCCAUUUCAAGAAUACUCGAGAGACUGCCUUUGCCAUCAGGAAGUUACCCUUGGCAAAGGCUAAGAGGUACUUGGAGGAUGUUCUAGCACACAAACAAGCCAUUCCAUUCCGAAGGUUUUGUGGUGGAGUUGGUAGGACAGCUCAGGCUAAGAAUAGACAUUCUAAUGGGCAAGGGCGUUGGCCUGUUAAAUCAGCUAAAUUCAUUCUAGACUUGCUUAAGAAUGCUGAGAGUAAUGCUGAAGUGAAAGGUUUGGAUGUCGAUGCCCUCUAUAUUUCACAUAUCCAGGUUAAUCAAGCACAGAAGCAGAGACGCCGCACCUACCGAGCUCACGGAAGGAUCAACCCUUAUAUGUCAUCUCCCUGCCAUAUUGAGCUUAUUUUAUCUGAGAAGGAAGAACCUGUGAGGAAGGAGCCCGAGACCCAGUUGGCCACAAGCAAGAAAGCCUAAGCCCUUCGAAGCGGCCCUUCAUCUUAAAUUGCCUGUGUAACAUCUGAUCGAAGACCCAAUAUUUUUAGAGUUUAUUGAGAAUUUUGUUGCUCUUUAGUUAUCACAUUGGUAUGAGUUCUUCCUAGCUUGAUCAAGUAUGUUUUCUUUUAUACGAUGUUUAAUCAAAUUUGGUUUUCUUUCUCGGAUAACUUUAUCGUCCAUGUGUUUGGCUGGUUUCAACUUUCACCUCAAAUUCGAGUUCUUGUUAGCCACAUCUAGCAAGUAUAAAAGAUUUAGCUCGCUGCGAUA
Neltuma alba is the source of this 829-nucleotide messenger RNA. Its product is annotated as 60S ribosomal protein L17-2. NCBI's taxonomy places the organism in Eukaryota, Viridiplantae, Streptophyta, Magnoliopsida, Fabales, Fabaceae. Gene Ontology annotation, biological process: cytoplasmic translation. The transcript has 7 exons. Gene Ontology annotation, cellular component: ribosome; cytosolic large ribosomal subunit. The record is from RefSeq and is a predicted model, not a curated record. The coding region runs from base 23 to 541 and encodes 172 amino acids. Gene Ontology annotation, molecular function: structural constituent of ribosome.